Messenger RNA from Papilio polytes (common Mormon), 806 nucleotides. RefSeq lists its product as uncharacterized. The transcript has 4 exons. Lineage: Eukaryota; Metazoa; Arthropoda; Insecta; Lepidoptera; Papilionidae. Bases 106 to 687 code for a protein of 193 amino acids. The record is from RefSeq and is a predicted model, not a curated record.
UUAUGAAAUUAAUACUACUAUAGCAACGGAAUCAACAAUUAUCAAAUGUUAAAGGAAUAUUAGAAACUUGAUUAUUUAAUUUAUUGUCAUUGUUGCAUCCCUAAAAUGGAUUUGGAGAAUAAAGAAGUUCAAGCUGAUUUACCGAUAAUUGACUCUGAAGAAACGAAACUAAAAAUAAGACCUGCGGAAAGAGUUAGACUUCAUCCGAAAGUACCUAUAGAACCAUCUUCUUAUGGUAAAGGUAAAUCAUAUAGCCGACCUUGGAUUCUUCAGGAUGGGCGUGAGGUACCGGAGAAAGGAAGUGUAAUGCGCGAUAGUUUUAAAGUACCUAGGAAAUCUAAUGUGGGACAAGGUAUACGGAAGCGAAUGUUGACCAAUUUCUUUUGGGAACAAAUAUUAGACGAGGUGAUCGAAGAGAUGUCGAAAGUCCACACUUCUGACGAACUUUGUACCGAGUACGAUUCGCAUUAUGUGAAAGAUCAAUUCGAACCUCGUAACUUAGAAGUGACUGCUGAUAAGACGAUGCAUCUGAAAUAUCCAUUAUACGGAACUGGAUCUAGCGCGAUUACAUUUUACAGCGAGACCAUGAAAAAGAUUGGACCUGGCGAAAUUUUAGAAAAAUUCAGAAGAUGUCAAUACUUUACGAGACCUAUGGAAGAAAGAUUGGACGAUGGUUGGGUUUUGUAAAACCCACAAUAUAAUGCCAAUUGCAAUCUGGUUAAACUAUUUGUAACCGUUACAUUCAAAUUUGUUAUUUUUAGUUUUUGUCUUAUUUACGACAUAAUAAAACCCUUUUUAACCCUGCA